GUUUGGUGGAGCUCAAGUUUCCAGUAACGUUGUUGUUUUUCUAGUUUGUGGUAUGACUGACGGUACAAGGCUCCGUCAAACAUGGCAGGAAGCACUGGAUGGUGCUGAAGCCACUUUCCGCCAGCUCCUUAAUUCCCAUUCCUCGUCGGAAUGGAAACAUAUUUCCUUAGCGAGCGACUCAUCCUCGCCAGGCAAAGGAAAGUCACGCGCCUCCUCAAAUCCCGAGCUCACCGACGUCGCCGUGCACCGCAAAGCCAUCAAGUCGGGCGAGAACGUGUACAGAGUUGUCCUCGAUGUCCCAAUUACCGACCAGUCCGCUUCUCUCGAUGCAUGGAAGGCCGUCAUCACCACACCGGAACUUAGACAGGAGUGGGACCCCGCAGUUGAAAGCGCGCAUUUGGUGGAGAUGUUCGAUCGCCAGACACGAAUAUCCAAGACUAAUUUUACGCUUGGUUGGCCUGCCAAUCCACGAGAUACUGUAACGAUUUCACGCCUCUACCAAGAUACAUCCACGAUAAUAGAUAUUUCCACCUCAUUACCACGCUCAUCUGAUGAGCCAGCGUAUUUGAGGCCGUCCCCUCCCUACGUCAGAUCACAUGUUGCAUUGUUCGCUUGGUGUAUUCAGUAUGUUCAACCAUCCCCAGCACCACAGCCCAACUCUCCGGCCGGUCAAAUCAAGAGGCGUAUGUCGGCAUAUAUAGCGCAGCCACGUCUUCGCAUUACGUGUUUCUGGCAGCACGACCUUCGCGCUAUCUGGAAUUUUGGCUCUGCUUCUAGUGUGUGCCAACAGCUGUGCACGAUGAUGCUGGGUCUGUAUAAGACCGUCUUAGCACGUGGCUCGCGCAUACCGGUGCUUGCGGGACAUGGAUAUGGGGUCAGCAUUGAGAAAAUACGGUUCCAACUCGACAGGCAGGCACUUGCCAUUGAAUAUGUGAUACACACAGAGGAAGAAGACCACACAGCGGAGACAGGUCAGGGGCUAGACGUCAUUAAGGAACACAGGCGCCUCGUGCGCUCGCUUGAAUGUGUCCUUCCUUCGAAUGAAGGGUGGGAUGUACAACUAACUGUGAAAGGCUCCUCUCAGAAGGUCGAGAGUCUCCCCUGGAACGCCACUGCCUUGCGGCAGAAACCUUCUUCUCCCGUCGCGGGGAGUAAACCACCGGAACUCACGGUUCUCCGUAUAUCUCACGCGCCCCUCCCAGACGAUCAUUCUAUAAUCAAAGUUCGCGCGGUUAUAGAACUCUCUGCACCAUCCAGCGGAAUCAGGCUGAAUGGGCUUCCUCAGACCAUUCAGGUUGUAGAAGAGCGCGAUCCAUUGUCUUUCGUACAGCAACAGCAACAACAGCAGAUCCUGCAAGAUGCCACUAGUGCUGCGGAUGUGAGCUUUCAGACGACGUCUUCAGUGAGCUCUGUUGCAUCGAGCUCCACAGCGCCUACAAGACCCCAGCUGGCGCGGUCAUUGACUGAGCGACCUGCAGCAGCGGAGAAAACGAUAUUGUCGCGCGUGAAAAGGAGUUAUAUAUACUUCUCGUCCCUAUUGCAGGAGCCAGAAGCGAAGUGGAAGCGGACUACGGAAGCACGUGGGGUGUCAGUCACUCAAUUAGAUUCUAUCGAUCCGACCCUGGUGGUGUAUAGAGCCGAAGCUACCUUUGUUGGCCUUGGAUUAUGGGAUUUGUACGGCGCGUUGGUUUCGCCUGGUGCCAGGGUUUUCUGGGACAAGCAACACGAGGAUGCAGUGCUACUCGAAGAUGUGAACGAGCUAACGCAACUGUGGCAUUUCAAGACCAAACCUGCAUGGCCCGUACAGGGUCGAGACACCGUUCUCUUGAAAACCGUCUAUAAAUCUCCCACCACAAUCCACGUCUUCUCAUUCUCAGCCGAUGAUCCAUACUUGUUCCCUUCUAUCCCUCCUCAAGACCCAACUCUCAUUCGUACGCAGGUCGAUCUACUAGGAUGGGCCAUCGAAACACUCUCUCCGAAUACCACCCAGCUCACCUUGCUCGAGCAAUCAGAUCCCAAAGGAUGGUCGAACAAAGCGGGCAUCCCACAGUCCAUGAUCUCUUCGCUCGCUGGCGUUGGUGACUUUGUCAUCAAAUGCGGUGGUCCCCCAGUAGUGACACGUCUUGCGGGUGCGAAAGCUAACGAGAUGAGAUAUGAUCAUGAGAGGGGUGCCUUCCGGGUCGAGUACGAAGGCUCGGAGAGUCGUCGGUCACCCACCACCAUUCCCGAAGAUCCGGCAAAUGAAUCAGCCGUGUCCACCAACUCUCGCACGAUGCAUACGAUCGAGUGUGAGAUCCGUUGUGACAUGGACACGUGGGCAUCUGCGCUUGACGUUGUCGUGGACCCCCCUCCGCAUAGUGUUUCCGCUCUGCGUCGUCAUAGACUAUCUGCGGGUGGAGGAGGGCUAUGGCUCACGCUCACGCACGAUGCUCUGUUCGCUGCAGAUGAAAGGCUUCUCGCUAUCGUACGCCGCGGGCCGAUGGGAUCCGGGAAAGAUAAGGGUAUCGUGAUGGUCAAUGGGGCACGUGUCACCGUCGAUGUCGAAGAACUUCCUGAGCAGGAGAUCAAAGCACUUGCGAAGCGCAAACGCAUCAAGCCUUUACGUAUUCCGCUAGACCAGCCCCCAGUCGUGGGCGUCAUUCGACGACGGCGGGCAGAGUGGGACGCAGAUGGCGACUCUCCGAGUUCAGAAUCCACCCCCAGAAGUUUAUCACCUGAGCCACUCGAGUCUGCGAAGCCUUCAUCAACGUGGUUAACGUCUCCAAAGUUCUCGAGUCCGCUUGCCAGCUUUUGGUCGACUGCGGUGGAAUCGGCGACAAAUACGACCCAGCAAGCCGUUGCUGCAAUGGCUCCUGGAGAUGGAGGUGCUCCGUCUGCAUCACGAGCUCCUAUGCAACAUGCUGCGGAAGCUUUGCAAUGGAUGCGAGAUCUGCAGUGCGGUGGUCCUGAUGCAAAAGCUGGGUGGACAGCGCUGGCGGACAAGGCUAUCUCAGUUCACCGCAAACUACUCCCAGACAUCUCGCCCUCCAUCCCAGUGCACAAGGGCGAAAAAGUCAUUGAAGGAGUCUCCGCAGAAGAGGUUGCUGCCGUUGUGACCAACUAUGAGUGUCGCAAGCAGUGGGAUGUCCGAUUCGCUUCAGCCUCGAUUUUGGAGAGGUUUGGAUCGAAAUGCCAUACUGCGUUUGUGGUGUCCAAGGGAGGGUUUCCUUUUCGUGACCGCGGGUUCUUCCAGGCGUCUAUCAUGGCUCGCUCCAGGCUUCCACUUUCAAGUUUAGACGUUACGCCGGGAGAGACGGGUCCCUCGCAAGAUGCUCGCUCUGUCAUAUUUUGCGUAUCAGCAUCUUUCAGCCCGGAUUCGGUUGCAUCAUAUUCGCCAUCCAAGUACAACCCGUAUGCAUUGCCCAUUGGGCGGACGUAUAUCGAUGGUUGGAUGUUUGAGACCCUUGAUCCAUAUACAAAGGAGAACUACGCCAUUCCAUCAACGCGGUGCACCAGAGUCGUUGCGGUGGACUGCGCAGGAUCCAUACCAGUAGCAGUGAACUCGCUGAUCAAUAGCGCCCUCCCCAAGUCGAUACUUGCGGUGGAGACCUACCUGAAGGGUAAUUCACCCAUGCCAUAUACGAGGCUUCCAGCAGCAGGUGUUGUUCUGGCAGAACAGAAGAGCGGCACGGGAGUCAAUGCGCCAUCUUGGAGACUAAGGAAGAAGGACGACAAUCGGAGGUUGAUCGUUUCGACUUUCAACCCUCUGAAUCGAACUCAUUGCAGUGUUUUGCUGCUCACGCUGGCCAAUAUCACAUCGAGUAGAACUGAUGAAACCACUCCUAGGCCGAGCAGAGCGGGUCUCGCUCUUAGUCCCGCUCCUGAUGCUAGAGCGAGUCCAGUAGACAUUCCUACAUCUCCUUCGAUCCCAUCACAUGUGCCAAAUCCUCGCAGGACAUCCUCUGCCUCUGUGGAGCCCUUGAAGCCAUCUUCUUCUGCGUUUACGUUGAAAGGCGAAAUCAGACAUUCCACAGAUCUCCUCGUCGCUGAGAUUGUCGUAGACUCGAAGCUCUAUCCUGAGGGCUACGAAGUACUCAUUAUAUCUCGUCCCCGAGACAACACGAAGUUCAUAUCCGUGGAAUCGGACACAAGUUCAGAUUCGACCGACCUGCCUAUCAGUUCGAACGUAUACACCAUCCCUGCUUCACCGCUACACUCAUCAGGGUUGAAUGCUGAUCGGCCACCGCGGCAUCUCUUAAGGUUAACUUUGCCCACGGCGCAGUACCAGGUGUCGACAGUAAAAGAUCCGCUUACAGGGGAGACCAGGAGUGCACCUCCCAAGCCGCAGUGGUUUAAUGAUUUGCAUGAAAGAGGGUUUGUGGUGCGGGUGGAGAUUAAGCCUGUCGUAACGUCUGCUUUGGGUGCCAAGAAGGGUGACGGUGGCGUGGCGGUCAAGGUUGGUGGUGCCAAUAUCGGGAUUGCGAGUGAGAAGGAGUCAUUAACAGCGCUUGGGCGUGAUGAGCUUCAGGAUGACCGAGUCUCUCGUAUGCCUGUACUGCAAAGAUCCGCAGACGACGGAGACUCGUUCCCCGACGAACUCAAGGUGCCCCUGUCCCGUGCGGAUGAUCUCCUUGAUAACGGCGCUAUCAUCCCUGCCACCGAUAUCAACGAAGAUCCGGAAGCACCAGAGGAGAAUGGGCCAAAGGCGGAAGUGAUCGAGAAUGGACCUUCAUUGGAUGCCCCGGAGCAUGGAACAGUUUUGCAGGUUCUGCCGCAGCCACCAUCAAGUGGUGGAUUAUUUGGAUUCCUAAACGCUUAUCCUAAUCCGCUAUCUCGCUGGGCGUCUUCGCCUACCAAGGACCCUGUUUCACUAGUUCCAUCACUGCCUGGUGGGUUGACGAGUACGGAGACGGAUGCCACGAGUCCCCCAGUGACAACCAGCAUUGUUCGAAUACCGACGACAUACCCGUUGUCGACUGUUCUAAUCAUAGCACUAAUCGCCUUCUUAAUUGGAUCGUUGCUGCGAUCGCUUCUCUCACCUGCAGACUUCAUUUACGUGGUAACAGAUCUCCAGGAUGCCGAGGAGGGGAGUGCGGGGUGGCGGGAGAUCAGACGGUUAUUGGAGGUGAAGUAUAUUGUUGGUGGAUGGGAUUUUCAGAUUGCUGUUGUUCGUAGGCAUUGAGUUAAUAUUGUGUAGUGUUAAGGCGUGUAUCAUAUGUUCUAACGUAUUGUAGAGUAAUGGCAAGGAAGUGGAAAGUAGACCGGUCAAGUCAUGACGAGCAUGCGGCA
Messenger RNA from Suillus paluster, 5268 nucleotides. RefSeq lists its product as uncharacterized. Lineage: Eukaryota; Fungi; Basidiomycota; Agaricomycetes; Boletales; Suillaceae. Gene Ontology annotation, molecular function: lipid binding. The transcript is spliced from 9 exons. The record is from RefSeq and is a predicted model, not a curated record. Bases 53 to 5161 code for a protein of 1702 amino acids.